Molecule: messenger RNA, 294 nt
Organism: Diversispora eburnea
Lineage: Eukaryota; Fungi; Glomeromycota; Glomeromycetes; Diversisporales; Diversisporaceae
Source: the annotation of a GenBank genome assembly
AUGUAUUCUUCUACCUCAGAAAAUAAUACCAUAACUUCUAUUGGCAACUCUGGCUUUGGUCCAAAUUAUGUGCAAGAAGAUAUGGAGAGUAAAGAGGCUUAUCGGUUACCACCAAAUACUUUCAUUGAGUCAGAAUCCUUUUGUUUACCACCAAUGUUUGAACUAGAUAUUCGAGUCCCAAAUUAUGCUUUGAGACGUCGAAACGCUGUAGUAGAAGCUAUAUUGGAUGAACCACUUUUUUUAUUUCAUUUGUUAAAUAUUUAUAUUAUAACAUCCAUAGAAGUAUAUAGUUAA